This is a messenger RNA of Boleophthalmus pectinirostris (great blue-spotted mudskipper), 3625 nucleotides long. Its product is annotated as protein sel-1 homolog 3-like. Gene Ontology annotation, molecular function: protein binding. Lineage: Eukaryota; Metazoa; Chordata; Actinopteri; Gobiiformes; Gobiidae. The record is from RefSeq and is a predicted model, not a curated record. Bases 50 to 3370 code for a protein of 1106 amino acids. The transcript is spliced from 24 exons.
ACUCAGCUAGUGCAAGGUGUACAGGAUUAAACGUUCUGUAAAUCUAAAAAUGACUUCUGAGUGCUUUUUAAAACAUGGAUAUUUCUCUGCAUCACUAAUUACGGUCCUCUGUGUGUUACAAGUCAUUCCGGCCUCCUCUUCCUCCGUCGGUGUUGACAGCUCCCAUCACAGUUUCAUUGCGUUUGCUUCUGCUCCUGACAAAGUGGUGGAUGGUUCAACAGUCUCCCUGCACUACCACUGCCCCGGGCCGUGUCAGCUCACCGUCCGUGUUUUGGCGACCACAUUACAAGAGACAAAUUUGGUCAUCUUCAGGAGGAAAUGGCUCAUCCAUACGCCCGGGGAUAUAGGGACACACCAGGUGCUCCUACGAUUCCCUCCAUCUAUUCUAUACCGGGGCAGUCUUCAUAACAGGGAGGUUUUGGAGGUGGUGGAGCUGACUCUUGGAGCUUGGAUACAGCACAAAGAUGGUAUCAGGAGGGUUUCCAAGCAGCUGCAGAUAACUCCUGUUUCCGAGCGUCCAACGAGGCCUCCCACUGAGUGCCCUUCAUGGCCCUCACAGCUAAUGUGGCGAAUAAACACUCUCCGAUUCGCUCGCUGCCGGCAGGAGGCAGUGGAGAUGGAUUUGCUGACGUUCCCCCUGGCCAGCACUGGGGAGGGCUUUGGAGUGGACUGCAGGGUCCAGCCGCUGAUCGACACAGACCUAGAGAGACUGCGCCGCCGUGCUGUGACCAAACCAAGAGUGGCGCUGUCCAUGUGGAUCUACCUGGUGCAGUGGUGCCAGGAAAAGCAGUGUUCCAUCUUCUAUCACCUCAACAGAGAUGAGAAGUUUGACUCUCCUCUGAUCCAGCUCUCAGAUACAGGCGACCUCAUCAUUCAAGCCCAUUUGACAGAAGGAGGGGACGAGGCUUUCCGCACCAACAUGGCCUUACCCCUCUGGACAUGGACCCGAUUGGACUUGUACUUGGAAGGCACAAAGGUGCAGUUGGACCUAACAUGGGACAGUCAAACCUACGUGUCAAACUAUGAGUUUCAGAAUAAAAUAUAUUUGGAUGACACCGAUGGACGCUUUGUGAUUGGUGGCAGCCGAUACACCAGGGGUAUACGUGGAUAUUAUGGCUCCAUAAAAUACUACAGAUUUGGCACUAACAAGAUAAGUCACGAUCUUCAUCCCAAGGACGUGCUGAUGGGUCUGUCUGAAUUUCAUACUGAAUGCGAGGAGUUAAAAGACAUGACUAGCUCUUACCAGCAGGAAAUCACAGCCAGCCAUUUCCUGUCACCAGUCAACCAAGGUGUCUGUCUCCCUCACUUUGUCCAAAUCCAGAGACAGUUUACCAACAAAACAUGCAAGCACAGAUGGAGCUGGGAAUCACAAAGAAAGCACAAUACAUUUUUCCACUUCCUCCGAACAAUGGAAGAGCAGAUAUCUAAAGGAAAUUUGAGCUUCAAGCAUCUCAGUAGUGGCUUGUUCGAUGAGGGAGUUGGAGCGAUGUUUACUGGGGACCAGGUGGAAAUUAAUAUGACAGAGAAAUCAAGAGCCCUCCUGCGCUCAGCCUCCUGUUUUGGGAAUCACAAAGCAUCUCUUCUCUUGGCCUCUCUCCAUCUUUCUGGGCUGGGACAAGCGGUCGAUCAGCCAAAGGGGCAUGUCUACAGUUUGAUCGGGGCUUUGGGUGAUGACCGGUUUGCCCUGAUGCAUGCUGGGUACAAGCAUACACAAGGAUUUGAUGGCUUUUCCAAAGACUUUGAUAUGGCCUAUAGUUAUUACUCCAAUGUGGGGGCCCAGAGCAACGUCGAUGUGGGAAAAACACAUCAUAGUUCGCAACACAUUCUUGAACACAUCUAUCUAUGGAAACUUCAGGACUGGGUUCACAGGGAGGUCGCUGGGAGGGAUUUGAUGGACUUUCUGAAGUAUCAGGCUGAGGGAGGCGAUGUGGAGAGCCAGAAACACUUGGGAGCCAUGCUGUACUGGGGACAAAACGGCCUCUCCAAAGACAUAGCGAGCGCUCUGCAGUGGCUGGAGAGGAGUGCCCUGCAGAUGAAGGAUCCAGAAGCCAUGUAUGAUUACUCCAUCCUCCUCAUGAAGGGCCAGGGAGUUAAGAGAAACUACACACAGGCUGUGGAUCUGCUAAACAAGGCAGCAGAGAUGGGCUCAAUUAAUGCCUUGAAUGGUCUGGGCUGGUACCACGGGAUAAUCCUCCACGACCACACAUCGGCGGUGAAAUACUUUGAGCAGGCGGCGUUUAAUGGAAGCGAGGACGGCAUGUUUAACCUGGCAGUUUAUCACCUGAGCGGCACCAUCCCAGGCCGGCCGCAGAGGAAUGAGACUGCAGCUUUCCUGCACUUCCUGAAUGCGUCUGCACUGGGGCAUGUGGGCGCAUCAGUGGAGGCUGCACACUACCUGUCCACAGGUGGCCUGAAGGGGGUGUCCCAGGACACACACAGAGCUGUGAGAAUGCUAAAAAAAGUGUGUGAACGGAACGGACAUCUUGGAUUUAUGAUCAGAGAAGCUCUCCAAGCCUACCUCCGGGGCUCCUGGCACGAGGCAUUCGUCAAGUACGUUUUGGCAGCAGAGACUGGUUUGAGUUUGGCCCAGAGCAACGUGGCUCACCUCUGUGAGGAGCAGGAUUUGGGUUAUGACUGUCAGUGGAGAUAUCAAAACUACUCUAUAUUAAACUAUGAUCCCCAUCCUUCCGCUCUGCUGAAGAUGGGGGACUACUUGUUGGCGUCCUGGAGCUCUGGGCCGGGCUCAUUAUCCGCUCUGGUGCGGGCCGUGUGGCUGUACAGCCGUGCCGCGCUCAUGGGCAGCCCCCAGGGCAUGUUCAACUUGUUCAUUUUGAUGCAACAAGGCCACAGCCUGCCUUCCGGGAUCCAGGACUUCUUUAAUGUCUCGCGCCACGAUAAGCCCAACAUUGUUAUGGAGAAAAUCUUGACAAGAUGCGUGGAGAGCGGUAACGGGGAAGAGGGGGUGGAGCCCUGUGCGUUAGCCCUGCUCUGGGUCCAGAUGGGGAGAGCCUUGAGGAGCAUGAGUCAGAGUGCUCCACAGCAUGUCCUGGUUUGUGCAUCGUUCCUCUCACUGUGUGUCAUCAUUGUCAGCGUGCCUUUGAAGAUUUGUCUGGACCAAAAGCACCCAAGCGCUCGUGUGGUUGCGCAGAGGGCACGGACAUCAUCUGUCAGCCAAGAUGGUAUCAACACCAACACAGCAGAGCAGAACGGCAUUAUGGGAGGAGGGGGCCCUUAUAUACCAGCAGGCAGCCUCCGGAUUAGCGUACAGAAUGGGAAGCGUUGGCUAUCCCGAACAUGUGAUUUGGCUUUGACCCUUGCAGGCUUGGUUCUUUGUGCUUUUUGGACCACACUACUGUAUCAUCUCCUCUGACAUACAGCACCCUGGACAAUGACUCAAGUGCUGCACUAAGAUUAUACUCACGAAACUAUAACAGUGUUUAAAGGGUGACACACAAGGUCCUGUAGGUGAAGCCUCGGCCGACUCUGUGUUAUGGAAAUAGAAAGGUGAGGUGAUCUGAUGCAUGACAAUGAGUAUUUCUGUAAAAUAUUGUUGAUAAUGUUGCCCCAGUAACCAUUUUCUAUUGUUUUGUAUUGAGAGGAGAAAAUAAAAAAAAUCCUAAAAUCC